Messenger RNA from Schistocerca gregaria, 4370 nucleotides. Its product is annotated as Krueppel-like factor 2. The transcript has a single exon. Gene Ontology annotation, molecular function: RNA polymerase II cis-regulatory region sequence-specific DNA binding; DNA-binding transcription factor activity, RNA polymerase II-specific. Gene Ontology annotation, biological process: regulation of transcription by RNA polymerase II. Lineage: Eukaryota; Metazoa; Arthropoda; Insecta; Orthoptera; Acrididae. Bases 10 to 597 code for a protein of 195 amino acids. The record is from RefSeq and is a predicted model, not a curated record.
GGCGCGUCGAUGCCGUACGGGCACGUGUCGCCGCCGGCGAGUCCCGACGCUCCGCGAGCGUUCGUGCAGCACCAGGGCCUGGAGGGCGGCGCCGGCCACUACGCCGGGCCGGCCGGCGGACGGCUGUCGCUGCACCCGUACCCUAGCGUGCGCGUCAUGACGCCACCCGCGUCGCCCCACCUCGCCAACCUGCUGACGGGCGGCCGCCACCAGCUGCCGCCCCCGCCGCCCCCGCAGCCAGCUCCGCCCGGCCCGCCGCCCUUCGUCGACGUGCCGUCCGCAGCGUGCAAGGUGAAGCGGGGCCGGCGCCGCUGGGGCCGCAAGAAGGUGACGACGCACACGUGCACCUACACCGGCUGCACCAAGACGUACACCAAGUCGUCGCACCUGAAGGCGCACCUGCGCACGCACACGGGCGAGAAGCCGUACCAGUGCGGCUGGAAGGGCUGCGGCUGGAAGUUCGCGCGCUCCGACGAGCUGACGCGCCACUACCGCAAGCACACGGGCGACCGGCCCUUCCAGUGCCGCCUGUGCGAGCGCGCCUUCUCGCGCUCCGACCACCUAGCGCUGCACAUGAAGAGGCACAUCUCCGUCUAGACCGGGCCACACGGACCUCGUCACAUUCGCGUAGUUUCUGCCACCACCACAGGACGAGCGACGCUGUAUUUUCGUGGACACUGUUAUGUGAUAUAAGGCACGAUCGAAGCGAGUGUUGAAAGCGACCUAGACUAGUAUGAAACAAACAAAAAUUUUAUUCCUGUGAAUUCGUUCCAGUAUUUUAGUUUCUCCGCCACUGAAGGCUUUACACAUAUUUGUGACUAUAGUGCUACCACGAAAUUUCUGUCAGUGUCAUAGUGGCUGUCUGUACUUCUAUCAUUCACAACGUAAGAGAACACGUUUGUAAUUUGGUACUUCGUGUACAUAUUGGUAUACACCUCGGACAUCCACGGUCAACGUUGCAAGUUACAGUAUGUAGGGUUCUCUUGAUUCUCUACAACUAUAGUAUAUGGAGUAACCAAAAUGAAACCGACGGCCCGGAAAAGUCUGGUACUAAAUGAGUUACUCUAGUUAAUCGAAAACUGAACUGUUACACAAGGUGCUGGAAAUGGCCACCGUUGCCGUCAGUGAGGUGAUGUAUGGGUUUUGUCGAACUGUGAGAUUGUACUUUCAGUGUGCUGUUGUUAUUCUACUGUCUGGAAAUUAUUUGUUCAACUUGCUCCACAGAUAGACUGAAUAAGCUAGGUUGGAGGCCAGGAAAUUUCAUAAGCUUUGCAGAUUGCACUUUCCUCACCGAACGUUUGAUGAACCAGUGCCGAGGUUGCGUAUGGGGUGUGUUCUGUUGCUCCAUCUCCCUGAAAUAUCCGUAAAAUCGUUCAUCAUUGUCAAAACCUUUCAUUCCGUUUUUUUUUAUUUUUAGAGAAAAACUGAUUGUAGAUCCAUAGCUGAGAGUGAUUCUGGAAGUAUCUCCCAGGAAUAUACUUUAUUUCUCUAUUUAUUUGGGCAUAACCAGUUUCUGAGGACGAAGCCUUGUUACCAAGUGCUCAUACCCCCUGAGAGUAGACACAAGCUGACAUCUUACCAUAGGGUACACACAUGAGAAAAUGGAUUACACAGAUUGUGAACGCACCUCCUGGGAUUAUAACUUUCAUUUAAGAAUUGUGUUUCGAUUUCUAUACAUUGUGAACCAGACUACAAACUGAAUACUACACAGUUGCAGUUCAGCACACAGGUGACAAUUUUUUUGCACAUAAAGGUGCGAGUUCGAUGAGUUGCUACAAACUGACGAAAACACUUUUCAAGACCUAACUACCUCAAAAUCUAAAUUGCAAUCUGUUCAUCAGUUUGUUUCUAUCUUAUCACUCCACAACAGCAACCUGUCCAAAAUGCAACGACUUAUGAUUUUUCACUUCCUCCUCCCAUCUAGCUUUUCUGGAUCUGUAUGGUACGUUUUAUUUGUGUAACAGCUUCACUUGUUCAAAUUCGGACCCUGUUAAUGUUAACGGUAACGGUUACGAUUCUUGAGAAAAGGGAGUAUCUAUAUUCGCGCUAGCUAAUUUUCGUUGGUACCCAAAUUUUUUCGAGUGUGUGAAUGAGUAAAUUCUUCGAGCAAAAAUUAGUUGGUUAUAUUGUUUAUGUAUGGCUACAGUACUUCACAUCCUACAUUAAAUAAGAGGAAAGCUGUUGCGAAGGCCGCCCUUCGUCCAAUUCGUGUUUGGUGCUUGCAUUCUGUUCCACUUUCACAUUUCACAAAGAGAUGGCAAAUAUUCACCCACUUGCUCUGUCUUUCCUUAGCCGAAUAUGAAACUCCAUAACUGUGUCAUCGAAGUUUGCAAACCUCUCACUCCUAUGUCAAAAGAUGAAUUAUAAAGAAGCGACUUAUAUUAUUCAAAAUGUGUGUUCAGCUUCCUUGGUCUAAUUCAUAGAAUCUUCGCAGCAGUAGAUGCUAAUUUCGUUUUUCUAGUAGAAGUUGAUGGUUAUAUGUCGUAGCACAGAUGUUACAAAAAUUCAGAACUCAAGUGAAUUCUAAAGAUAAAGUUUGGUUUACCGAAGAUGUCUUGAAACAGCUUUUCAUGAGUCCACAUAGAUCACAGAGCCAGCAUAAUACUGUGGGACUGUUUGUGGGAAACUGAACUUAAGAUCGACGAAGCGUGAAGAAGACCAACAUUCUCAGCUACAAAACGUCCGAGAGUACAAACCGUGUACCAUGCUCCAAGCAAUACUGACAACAGUCGAGUUUUCUUUCUAACUCAUUGUUUUCUGAGUCAAAUGUCUGCAGCUUACAGGAGCACAUGAGCGCUGAUAGGGAGUGAAAUUGUGAAAGAUGUUCCAGCGUUUCAUGUACUACGGAUGAAAAACAAUGUAUUGUAAAAUUUUUUAUUGUAGUUCACUUACAUUCCAAAUGUAAAUAGUCUUAUUUAAAUAUUUAUGAAAUUAUCAGCCAACUAUGAUGGCGAUUUUUGUCACACAAUUGUUGUUUGAUUCCGCUUUUCUGUCCAUGAUACAAUCAUGUCUUCAUCUCUUAUUCCCAUUAUAUUCUCAUCCUUUUACUUCUGAGAGGCUAAUUAUUCCCAAACAUUGUGUAAAUAGAAUUAUUUCAACGGUGAUAAAGUUGCUGCAUCGCAUAUAAUUCUUGCAUUUAGUUUCGGAAAUAAUGUCAUUAGUGAUGCUUUACGUACUUUAUAUUUAUUUUAUGGAUGCCUUGUGAGAGAAGUCUUCGAAUUUUUUUAAAGUAUAAAAUCGUAUAGUUGUCAAAUAACGCGACAAAAGGCCAGUAUUUAACAAAUAGAAUCAUCGACAAGUAAGCUUUCGUUAUCUCGAGUAGAAUCAAAUAAGGUGACCUUCAUUUAAGAUCAUGAUUCUCUUCAGGCAUGUUGCUUCUCAAAUUUGUCCGUUCUCAGUCGGUAAGAUCAAAAGGUCGCUUGUCGAGCAGUAUCUUUGUUGGAAGCACUCACUGUUAUCACAGCAAGACCCACGUCUGACAUCGGUACGCUUUCAUGCGUAGAGCUAUGAGGAAACUUCUUUACUUCACCUUUAUGCAUCAACAAGAUACAAUCAGUGUUUGCACUUGAAUGAUUAGAAAUUUUCAUUAACAGAUUGUUAGUUAUCUGUUUACAUUCCCUCAACAUUGUUAAGUAUUGCUCUCCUCUGCUGUUACCACACUUCUUACCAAGAUUAUUAAAUGACAAACUCUUCCUGUUGCCACAGAAAUUUAGCUCGAGUUUCUUUAUUAUAAUUGCCUAUUUUUGAGGAACAUGUUGCGAAUAACUGUAAUACAUGACACACAUUUACUGAAAUGCGUUUAUAGCUUUACAAUAAUUUCACUGUAUUCGCCUUCGCACUAAUUUAACAGUUGAAAUUAGUUUUCGAGGCUUAAGUUAUUAUUCACUGUUCUUGUGUAAGUUGCUAAGGUAUCUUAGAACCAGUUGCACAUUACAGUAUCAGAAUUUGCUUUGUUUGCAAAGAAUUUCGUGUAUCACUCUUCGUUUACACUCAAGUAAAUAUCAGCCUCAACGUUACAGGCUGCUAUACUGCCGCUCUAGACAUGUGCAGCUCACAGCUCUCACACAAAUUAUUUUGCGAAAUCGUUUCCUAUCUGUUGUACGCUUAAACUAACUUACAGGUUCCAGGCCAACUCCAAUUAAAUUUUAAAUAUGCAAGACUUUGCAGCUGUGUUCUAACACCUUUACUUUUUUUUGUUGCUGUUUCUUUCGAUUGGAAAACAGUGAUGUCUUCCUUCCUGAAGAGUUUAGUGAUGAUCAGCUGAAAGACUGUUGUGUCUGUGAUAUCAUAAUACAACCGUCUCAUGUAAUUCUAUUGUUUUCACAAAUAUUUUCCACUUGUAUUGUAAGAAAUGAAAUAUAUGUGUGUUU